AUAGAAAUAAUAAAAGAUCCUGAUAUUUCGUCGUUAAUCAUGACGUUUGUUAAAGAAACCAUAACUUUUCUUCGCGAUCCUGAAGUUACCAAUGACUGGGAUUGGCAGAAGCUCCGCCAGUAUUUUUGUGGCGUGGUUGAAAAAUUUUAUGAUGGGCUUUGCAUUUUAAAAUCCGAAAACAAUGAAACGUCCAAUGAAAUGUCACUAGAGAUGCGAACGUUAAUUUUUAAAAUGAUUGAAGAAUGGUGUGGUCAUGGCAAGAAGGGUGUUCAAUACCGAGCGAAAGAAACAAGUAUGUUGACAUCAAUAAUGGAUCAAUACAGAGAUUCUGAAGAAAGGAGACCUUUAACCACACAAUUAGAAAAUUCUGGAACAAAGAAGCAGUUGUUGGAUGCUGAUUGUGUGUUUCCUUGGAUACAGUCGGUGUUUGAGGAUCUGCAAGAUAGGCUACAUCCAAUUGCACGGUCAGUUCAAAAUCUAAGCACCCAAGGGUAUUUUUUAGCAUUAGCUGAAGUUUUCUUUGAAAAUAAAGACUACCCUUUUCAAGAUAAUCAGCCCUCUAAUGUGCUGGCUUUAGCAUUGUUUAAAACUGGGGAUGCUGAUUUAGAAGUCCGUCAAAAUGCUCUAAAACUAUUAAAUAUUAUAGAAACAAGAUUUUAUAAGGAGAGUUGCACUGAUGAAUUUAAAGUCGGGAUUACCAGUCAACUAUCUUCUAUAUAUAAGCAAGCGCAACUUGCGUUAUCAACUCGUCUUGCGCAAAACGCUCGAAAAAGAGAUGAAGAAAAACGUAUUGCAAAUAUAAAUAACGAUGAUACUGAUAUUCGUGAAGAAACACAUUAUAUGUUAUCAGAGUCAUCAAUGAGAUUUGAGAGUAUUCCAGAAAAGGGCAAGAAAGAAAUGCUUCGUUAUUUAGCACCAUGGGUUCGGAACAUCGAAUUACGUUUUACUGAUAGAGGGGAAUUGCACCCGACAACUUUUAUAAUGAUAUCCAAUCUUUUUUUCAUAACUGUUAAGUAUGGUGAUAUAUUUGUCAGAGAAAUCGAGAAACUUUGGCAGCAGUUAGUUAUGGGAGAACAUGCUCGUAACAUUCGCGCAAUAGUCAAAUUCUUGAUUGAUGUUGGUUUAGAAAAACGGAAUCCAAUAUUUGUUUUUCAUGCAAAACGAGUUUUUGUUUACAUUGGACGUACACCUACUUGUGCGGCAGUUAUCGAAGCACUGAUUAAAGAAAUUACACCGAAAUCAAUGACUCCUCAACCAAAAGAAACUCUAGAACAUGAGAAUUAUAAUUUUAGUGGAAUGUUUCUUGCUAAAAUUGAGGAAGCAAUGCCACCACAUAAUAAAAAGCCUGUAUUUUCAUCUGGUCAAUUAGCGAUGUUAUAUAUGGUGGAUAUGGCAAUAGAAGCUGGGCCUGUUUUUGAGUUUCAUCUUCCCAAGUUAUUUCAUGUUUUGUUUGUGCAAUUGGAUUCACCUAAUCCGCUUAUAAGCGAAGAGACUAAAGCACUUUUGGUGAAUUUAAUUCAUUCAAUUAUCCUUUGCAGGUCGGUUUAUCCUGAAGUUAUUAAACUUGGUCAUUCCUUGGUUGCAGAGUUAAAAGCUAAAGAGUCACAAUUGUGGGCAUACGAAGAUAUAACAUAUUCUAAUCGAAAUAUUAAAAGUUUAUCGGAUUUAGAAAAAUUAGCUAAAGAUGUAGUAACUAUAUUUGGUGUUUCUCUAUACGGGGAGACCAAUAGUGAGGAUCUCAAACAAUUCUGGGGUGAAAUAGCAUUAACAUGGGCAACAUCUUGUCCUGUUCGUCACAUUGCAUGCCGAUCUUUUCAAAUAUUUCGUUCAUUGAAUCCUGGAUUCAACUUGAAUAUGCUCGCAGCUGUACUUGCGAGGUUAUCCAACACUAUAUCCGAUAAUUCGGAAGAUAUUCAAGGAUUUGCUUUGGAAAUUCUAAUCACAAUUAGUCAUGUCGUUGAUGGACUUGAACCUGAUACAAAAGAAAUAUUUCCACAAUUAUUGUGGGCGAUUAUUGCAUGUCUUCAAACUACGAAUGAACCAGAAUAUUUGGAAGCAUUAUCCAUCCUGGAUAAAAUUUUAGAUAAAUACAAUGUUUGUGAUGAAGAAAAUCAUGAAAUAUUUUGGAGUUUCUUUCCAGAGAAAUGGCUUGGAACAUUUAAUGGAGUUCAACCUUUAUUAAUGAAAGGAAUUGAUCCUACACCAGGACGAUAUUUAUAUUUGCUUCUUGCUAAUCUUCCGCGACUUGUUCAUUCAUUAGAAGACGAGAGCAUCCGAGAAGAAUGUAAAGAGUGGGCAAAAUAUUUAUCAGAAAUAGCAGAACAGCAAAAUGAAUUUACUAAAAUAGGCUCUGAAUUAAUUUUACCACUUCUCCGUCUUUUAAAUUCGUCAUAUUCACAAGAGGCUUUAGAAGUACUUGAUGAAUCCAUAACUAUUUCAGUUUCCCCUGUGAAAGACAAACAAAUAAUGCGUAUGAGUCUUAACUCGAGAAGGGGAAAGGAGAUAGAUGGUGCUGCCAGCCUAUUUGGAGAUCCCGAUGAACAUGGUUGGGCAAUUCCUGAUCGACAAGCAUCCAUGGAGGCUACGAGAUUAAAUGUACAUGCAGUAUGCUAUACGUGUAAAAAAGCCCCUCAACAGGAUCCUAAUUGUCAAGAUGAUCCAGACUAUCUACUAUUUUCUGAUAUUAAUAUUGACAUGAAUAGGGGAUAUAGCGAUGAGACAUCAACAGAUCAUAAAAUUCAAGAUAUUGUGUCGAAACUUCAAGAUUUGAACGAAUAUUUUAUUUUGAGCGAUGAUGUACUUAGUAAUAAUGGAAAUAUAUCUGGUAAUUUGAAUGGAAGAGCCAUGACCAUAACAACAACAUUUCAUAGUAAAACGCUUAGUGAUGCUGAACAUGACUUUGAAGAAUUUGAUGAUGGCAAAUCAUCAGUGAAUAUUGACGAUUUAAUGGCUGAUGAGUCACAUAUUGAAACGUAUAUGAUAAAUAAUGACGAUAUUGAUACUAUGUCACCGCAAGAACAAGAUGAACAGGAUGAUGUGCUAAAUUCAGCAUCAUCAACUGAUGAAGAAGAUAUAAAUUUACCGGAUGACGAUGAAUCAGUACAGUCUGAUGGAAAUAGUAGCUCAUUCAAUUUAGAAUGUAAAGUUCAAGAAACUUAA
Molecule: messenger RNA, 3159 nt
Organism: Racocetra fulgida
Lineage: Eukaryota; Fungi; Glomeromycota; Glomeromycetes; Diversisporales; Gigasporaceae
Source: the annotation of a GenBank genome assembly